Pelobates cultripes (western spadefoot toad) is the source of this 238-nucleotide messenger RNA. The record is from the annotation of a GenBank genome assembly. Lineage: Eukaryota; Metazoa; Chordata; Amphibia; Anura; Pelobatidae.
AUCUGCAGAGAUGCCUGAUCCGUGUCAAGCCCUCAAGAUUUUCACAGAUCUCUUAGCAGUAACCCUCCAAUUCUGGAAGAGUAUGUCACCUCACUGCGAGCUCAAGGCAUUCCCAGCAAAGUUGCUACUCCACUAUAACAACGCCAUCCAUGGAGCGACCUUUCUUGAAGCUGGCAUAGCAAAACUCAAGGACUGUGGACUUCCACCACCUGAUGCUGCGGUGGAAAGAGCCACAAAG